GCGUGUAUUCAGUUUAACACACAUUUCAAUCGGAUGUCAGUGAACUUGACCUUGUAUAGUUGUAUUUAUGACGGUCUCAUAAAAUGCUGCCCCGUACAUCAUCAUCUGCGUACACGAAAACACAUAAAAGGGGUGUUUUUUAUCACUAAGGACCUACUAAGGGGUGUAUCCAGUUAAGGAUAUCAAGAACGGGUAUCAAAUUCAUCGUACGACAAUUUAUAAGAAGAUACGCUGAAAGUGUAGGAUCUUCGGGAGCAGAAGGUCCAAUACGAUUUUAAAAUCUUGUGUAAAUACAUGAUAAAAGCAAUAGAAGCAAUCCUCAUAUCGGGUGUAAAUUACCAUGCAAGAUAAUGAAAUCCCAGUAAAGGUAUUUGGGCUAUAGUCGUCUUGCAGAUGACCUUGCAAUAUUCAGUAAAGUUUUUUUUUUUUAAUUGAAUCCUAUAUAAUCCAACCCUUGGGAGGAAAAAUAUAUACUCUGUAGCUUCUUGAGCUUACAAACUUCGAAACACAAUUACUGCCCUUAGUAUAAUUAUAAACAAUACAUGUAGUCAUCAUCAUUCUGUUUUUUGUCUUUUCUAGAUCUAUAUACUGAUGAAUCGGCUUGAAACCUGAAAUUCAUCCUUAACCCAAUGGGUGAGACAUAACUUCAAACGCUCUUCUAAAAGGCCCCCAGACAUGGCCUCCACCUCGCAUCAUCAUGCUGGAGUGCAGCAAGAGUAUGUGUUUCGAGAGCCCCACCAUCCUGCCCAUGUCCUCUGUGGGCUCAACCAAAUGAGAGAAAGCGGCUCUCUCACGGACACCACCAUACAUGUCAAGAAGAGUCACUUCCAGUGCCACCGUGCCAUCCUGGCUUGCAACAGUCCCUACUUUCAGGCCAUGUUCACCAACGACUUCCUGGAGAAGGUCAAAGGCAUCGUGACCCUCGAAGGGAUGAAUCCGGUCAUAGUUGCCCAAAUCAUCGAGUUUUCCUACACCUCGCAACUGACAAUCAAUACAUCCAACGCGCAGGAGCUGCUUGAAGCAGCCAGUCACUUGCAAUACCAAAGCAUCGUCAAAGCCUGUUGUCUCUUCCUGAAGAAGCAUCUGAAUCCAUCCACAUGUCUGGGAAUCAAGCACCUUGCAGAGACCUACUCUUGCACCGAUUUACUAGCAGCUGCUUCAAAGUACUGCAGAGAGAACUUCAUCGUAGUAAGUCGGCAGGAGGAUUUCCUGAAGCUCUCCGCUAAGGAGCUUGCAGAUUAUAUAUCCUCGAAUGAAUUGAAGGUGGAGAAGGAAGAGAUUAUUCUCAAGGUUUGCAUGAAGUGGUGCGAGUUCAGUCAUGACAGGGCCAAAGCAUUCCAUGAGGUGCUGGAGAAGGUACGCCUAGUGUACAUCAAGCCGUCCGUUCUUCUAGGAUACUUGUCCGAUCCCAUCAUCAAGGAUCACAGCCAGAAUGGCAAGCAGAUCCUUGCAGCUAUAUCUAUGCAGCAGCAGCUCCAAAACAAAACCCACCUUGAGAGUUGUAGUCCCAUACCCCGUCCUUCCACAUAUGCUGAGGUGAUGGCAGUGGUCAGUGGAUAUGGUAAGAACUAUUCAAGCGUUAGAGAUGUGGUAUACUACGAUCCAGGCAAUGACAAAUGGGCUACUCUAGCCCAGCUGCCUCACAGCACCAGCAAUUUUGCUGUAGCAGUGCUGCAAGGUCAAAUCUAUGUCACAGGAGGCAAGGUCAGUCGAACAAUAACCAGCUCAACAUGGGUGCUAGACCCGGCCAAAAAUGCGUGGUCAAAGGGCUCGGAAUUGAACGGAGCCCGGCAGCAGCAUGGUUCAACUGCAACAGUGUCUGGAAAGAUGUUUGUGGUUGGGGGGGAGAAUGAAAGUGGCAUGGACUGGACUGUUGAGGAAUACACCAAGUUGCAGAAGAAGUGGACAGUGAUUACAUCGCUCCAGCAGGCAGUGGUCGACCCUGCUGUUGUUUCUAUCAAGGAAAAGAUCUAUGUGGUCGGUGGUAGCACGGAGAUGCACAUGGCUUACGAGCACAUACAGUGCUUCAACACCGCUGGCAACAAUUGGCACAUCAUCAAGCACAUCUCUAUCCCCAGUUGCCAUUUUCCAGCAGUUGCUAAUGGGAACAAGAUCUAUCUGAUGAGUGGCUUUGGAAAGCAGGGUAUUAAGGUAUAUGAUGUGGAACACAACACCAUGCUUCCCCCUGUCCCAAUGUGCAACUCAGAGAGACACUUAUUCGCUGCGUCGUCCGUCCAAGGAAAGAUCGUUGUCACAGGGGGGAUGGACAACUACCAGUCUCUUUCAUCCACUGAAGUCUACAACCCCGAUAGCAAUGAGUGGAAAUUGGGAGCACCCAUGCCAAAGGCACUCAGAGCACAUAACUGCGGAGUGGUCUGCAAGCUGUACUUAGGUCCACCAUUUGAUGGUGAUGACUCAUAAUUUUCAAUUGUUCAUCAUCAUAGGUACCAUAAAACCAGGAUCUUAAAAGCGUUCAUGAAAUGUUUUCGAGUGGCUCAAAGUCAGAAAAGUCUCAUGCAGUUAAUCACCUACAUUAAAAUUUUGUAAUUUGAGAGAAUUUAGUGCUAUAAAAAUGGCAAUUUUUGACAAUUCACGCAAGUUUCAUGUUGCUAAAGUGUCUUGUUUCACAGUAAAUAUUGGAAAGGAAUUCUUUAGACUAGAGUUUUAGGACUCUGUUGCAGCAGUAGUCUAAGCCCUUUUUUGUGUGCAUGUGUUACAGAGGAGAAUGUUACUCUCUAUACAUGUACUUAUAUAUGUUCCCUAACGAAUGAGAAUAUGAACAUGUAUGCAUGUGCAUUCUGCUUUGUUUUCUUUCUUAAAGGUUCAUAAAAGUGCAAUAAAUGUGUAUACCGGUCAGGUACACUGUAUACACCCAGCAGUAGGUGGGUCAUUCGACAGGACCAGUAGUUCAUGUAGAAGAGAAUGGACUGCUUUCAAUUUUAUAUUUCAUAUAAUGAUGCUUUCAAGAGUGCUUGAUGAAAAACACUUAAUAUUUUAGUGGUGAAUACCAAUAACUAGUUGAGUAGAGGCCUGAUGCAAUGGCUACUAAAAAGGAUCAUGAUAAUAUUGCCUUGAUCAAUGAAAACUACAGCAAGUAAUGAUCAUUCCACACUACUUUGAAAUGAAAUGCAGUUUUACUGCAAAUCCUGUCUUCAUAUUUUGAAUAAUAGACUUUCAUUUCUGCCUUUGGUAUGUAGCUUUAAUACAUUCAUGUCCAUAGGAUGUUAAAAGAUUACAUAAAUUGUUACAUUAUGGUUUGCCUUCUAGGUAUUAAUCAUUUGUUUCUAGGCAUUUGUCAUAAUUUCUUUAGGCUAGGGUAAAGCGAAAGGUGCAGUACAAUGGAACCUUGUCAUAUGGAAUACUAAAUUAUUAGAGAGGUAAUUUUGCAUUUCUUUAUUUUCUAUUGUGUUUUUUUUUUAACCCUGACAAACAAUGUAAUUUGCUAUAACGAGGUUCUACUGUACUUAAUGACUUUGUAAUGUCACAUCAAUGUACACUGUAUGUAGCAGCUUGCACUUGGUUAGAAUCCCAAAGGACAUAAGGAAGAUUAUGCAACAGGGUUUUAAAAACAAA
Messenger RNA from Strongylocentrotus purpuratus (purple sea urchin), 3573 nucleotides. Its product is annotated as kelch-like protein 20. The record is from RefSeq and is a predicted model, not a curated record. NCBI's taxonomy places the organism in Eukaryota, Metazoa, Echinodermata, Echinoidea, Camarodonta, Strongylocentrotidae. The transcript has a single exon. Gene Ontology annotation, molecular function: protein binding. Bases 676 to 2421 code for a protein of 581 amino acids.